GCGGUAGUGGCGGCGGCUCCCGGGCGGCAGCGGGAGCGGCAGCCCUGAGGAGGGUGAGACGGCGGCGGUGGCGGCAGCUCGGGGUCGGGCAGCGCCUGAAGCUUCCCGCCCGUCGCUGGCGCUAGGCCCCCGUGCUCUCCUCCGCCGGGUCUUCCUCACGGCCCUGGCCGGGGCAGGGCAGCGCGCCCCCGGGGAGGGCGGAGCCGUAGAUAAUGGCGUAAGCUAUUUCUUCAAGAUUGGACAGCUGAGGACCUGUUAUUUCUGAUUAGCCUUAAGCGGACUUAUAGCCAUAGAGAAACAGAGUUCCAUAUUUUGGUUUUGCUUUACACUUGUCCUGGCACCUGAAUUCAACUUGCAACCAUGUAUGGAAGUGCUCGCUCAGUUGGGAAGGUGGAAUCAAGCAACCAGAGUCCUGGGCGUUCACCUAGGCUUCCACGUUCCCCUCGCUUGGGUCAUCGUCGAACCAAUAGUACAGGAGGGAGUUCUGGAAGCAGUGUCGGAGGUGGCAGUGGGAAAACCCUUUCAAUGGAGAAUAUUCAAUCCUUGAAUGCUGCCUAUGCCACUUCUGGCCCUAUGUACCUAAGUGACCAUGAAAAUGUGGGUUCAGAAACACCUAAAAGCACCAUGACACUUGGCCGAUCUGGAGGACGUCUGCCUUAUGGUGUGAGGAUGACUGCCAUGGGCAGUAGCCCCAAUAUAGCGAGCAGUGGGGUUGCUAGUGACACUAUCGCAUUUGGAGAGCAUCACCUCCCUCCUGUGAGCAUGGCAUCUACCGUUCCUCACUCUCUUCGUCAGGCAAGAGAUAAUACAAUCAUGGAUCUUCAGACACAGCUGAAGGAAGUAUUAAGAGAGAAUGAUCUCUUGCGAAAGGAUGUAGAAGUAAAGGAGAGCAAAUUAAGUUCUUCAAUGAAUAGCAUCAAGACCUUCUGGAGCCCAGAGCUGAAGAAAGAACGAGCCCUGAGAAAAGAUGAAGCUUCCAAAAUCACUAUUUGGAAGGAACAGUAUAGAGUUGUGCAGGAGGAAAACCAGCACAUGCAAAUGACAAUCCAGGCUCUGCAGGAUGAAUUGCGGAUCCAGAGGGACCUGAACCAGCUGUUUCAACAAGAUAGUAGCAGUAGGACUGGUGAACCUUGUGUGGCAGAGCUGACGGAGGAGAACUUUCAGAGGUUGCAUGCUGAGCAUGAGCGACAGGCCAAAGAACUCUUCCUUCUUCGAAAAACUCUGGAGGAAAUGGAACUACGGAUUGAGACUCAGAAGCAAACCCUGAAUGCUCGGGAUGAAUCCAUCAAGAAGCUUCUGGAGAUGUUGCAGAGCAAGGGCCUUUCUGCUAAGGCUACUGAGGAAGACCAUGAGAGAACAAGGAGACUGGCAGAGGCAGAGAUGCACGUCCAUCACCUAGAAAGCCUUUUGGACCAGAAGGAAAAAGAGAAUGCUCUGUUGAGAGAGGAGAUGCAUCGGAGAUUUGAGAAUGCCCCGGAUUCUGCCAAAACUAAAGCUCUGCAAACUGUUAUUGAGAUGAAGGAUUCAAAAAUUUCCUCUAUGGAGCGUGGGCUCCGAGACUUGGAAGAAGAGAUUCAGAUGCUGAAAUCAAAUGGGGCUUUGAGUACUGAGGAACGAGAAGAAGAAAUGAAGCAAAUGGAGGUCUAUCGCAGCCAUUCCAAGUUUAUGAAAAAUAAGGUAGAGCAACUGAAGGAGGAGCUAAAUUCCAAAGAGGCUCAAGGGGAGGAGCUGAAAAAGAGAGCGGCUGGUCUUCAGGCCGAGGUCUUUGCCAUUGGUCAGGUGAAGCAGGAAUUGUCCAGGAAGGACACAGAACUACUAGCCCUACAGACAAAGCUAGAAACACUCACAAACCAGUUCUCAGACAGCAAGCAGCACAUUGAAGUGUUGAAGGAGUCCUUGACGGCUAAGGAGCAGAGGGCCGCCAUCCUGCAGACUGAGGUGGAUGCUCUGCGGUUGCGUUUGGAGGAGAAGGAAACCAUGCUGAAUAAGAAGACAAAACAGAUACAGGAUAUGGCUGAGGAGAAGGGGACACAAGCUGGAGAGAUCCAUGACCUCAAGGACAUGCUGGAUGUGAAGGAACGGAAAGUUAAUGUUUUGCAGAAGAAGAUUGAAAAUCUCCAAGAGCAACUUAGAGAUAAGGAAAAGCAGAUGAGCAGCUUGAAGGAGCGAGUCAAAUCAUUGCAGGCUGACACCACCAACACUGACACUGCCUUGACAACUUUGGAGGAGGCCCUUGCGGAGAAGGAGCGGACUAUUGAACGCUUGAAGGAGCAACGGGACCGAGAUGAGCGAGAAAAACAGGAGGAAAUUGAUAACUACAAAAAAGAUCUUAAAGAUUUGAAAGAAAAAGUCAGCCUAUUGCAAGGCGACCUCUCAGAGAAAGAGGCUUCACUCUUGGAUCUGAAAGAACAUGCUUCUUCUCUGGCUUCCUCAGGACUGAAAAAGGACUCACGGCUUAAGACACUAGAAAUUGCUUUGGAGCAGAAGAAGGAAGAGUGUCUGAAAAUGGAAUCACAGUUGAAAAAGGCACAUGAGGCAACAUUGGAAGCCAGAGCCAGUCCAGAGAUGAGUGAUCGAAUACAGCAGUUGGAGAGAGAGAUUGCCAGGUACAAAGAUGAAUCUAGCAAAGCCCAGGCAGAAGUUGACCGCCUCUUGGAAAUCUUGAAGGAGGUGGAAAAUGAGAAGAACGACAAAGAUAAGAAGAUUGCUGAGUUGGAAAGUCUCACUUCAAGGCAGGUGAAAGACCAGAAUAAGAAGGUCGCCAAUCUGAAGCACAAGGAGCAGGUGGAGAAGAAGAAGAGUGCCCAGAUGCUGGAGGAGGCUCGGCGCCGGGAAGAUGACCUCAAUGACAGCUCACAGCAGCUGCAGGACAGUCUCCGUAAGAAGGAUGACAGGAUUGAAGAGCUGGAAGAAGCAUUAAGAGAAAGUGUACAGAUAACUGCAGAGCGAGAGAUGGUGCUGGCACAAGAGGAGUCAGCCAGGACCAAUGCUGAAAAACAGGUGGAGGAAUUACUGAUGGCCAUGGAGAAAGUAAAACAGGAGCUCGAGUCCAUGAAAGCGAAGCUGUCCUCAACUCAGCAGUCACUGGCAGAGAAGGAAACUCAUUUGACCAACCUUCGGGCUGAGAGAAGGAAACACUUAGAGGAAGUUCUGGAGAUGAAGCAGGAAGCCCUUCUGGCUGCCAUCAGUGAGAAGGAUGCCAACAUAGCUCUUUUGGAGCUUUCGUCCUCCAAGAAAAAGACCCAGGAGGAAGUGGCCGCCCUGAAGCGGGAGAAGGACCGGCUGGUGCAGCAGCUCAAGCAGCAGACACAAAAUCGAAUGAAGCUAAUGGCGGACAAUUAUGAGGAUGACCACUUCAGAUCCUCCCAUUCCAAUCAAACCAAUCAUAAACCCUCCCCAGACCAGAACAUCCAGCCCCUCUUAGAACUUGACCAAAAUAGAAGCAAACUAAAGUUGUACAUUGGACACCUGACGGCCCUCUGCCAUGACCGAGACCCCCUGAUCCUUCGAGGACUCACUCCACCAGCUUCCUACAACUUGGACGAUGACCAGGCAGCAUGGGAGAAUGAGCUACAAAAGAUGACCCAGGAGCAGCUUCAGAACGAGUUAGAGAAAGGUGAGCGAGAUAACACGGAGCUGCAGGAGUUUGCCAACGCCGUCCUCCAGCAGAUAGCAGACCACUGCCCCGACAUCCUGGAGCAGGUGGUCAAUGCGCUAGAAGAGUCAUCCUGACCGUCUUCGUGGGGAGGGGAUGGCCCAGCAGCCCAACAAGUGAACCCAGCAGCCGGGCAAGGAGAAGAACGAGGACCAGGCACCCAGCAGCUUCUUGGCACAAACACAGGACCUCUGUCUGUCCUGGCCAGCCCUCGAACAUGGUUUCAGCUCUGUUCCCACAUCUGUUCUCUCCCUCCACCUUUCUGCUCUGAUGUUGUCUCUACACUGAUUCUUCUGAUGUCCAGGUGGGUAAGUAGCCAGGUCUCCUCGAAGAGCUGCCAUCCAGUCCUGAGCCCUGAACACCUUGGAUGCUGGCGGCUACACCCUCUCACCUCUGUCCUUGACAUGGGGACUACACCUGGAAUCUGCAGGUUCAACACGAAGAUAACGCUCCAGAGGGCCGAGUGUUCUAAUACCACAACAGGUGCUUUCUCCCCAAAGGGUAAAAAAAAUCUCAAAAAGAGUAUCACAAGAAGAGAAAAGGGGAAAGAGAGCAGGGCAGAGAAGAACCCAACUCUUCUUCGUUCUGUCUCUCCAGCUUCCACUGCACUCGGGACAUCUGUGCAGGGGCUGUGGGCAGCUGCAGUGGCCCAGGGUUAGAGCCUUCCUACCCUCCUGCCCCCGGUCCUUGGUCCUCUCCUCACUAGCGUGAGUCACUCAUUGAGAGAAGAGGGCACUGUCACCACCUCUGAGGUCUGCUUCUGGGAAGGGGACAUUCCUUGGGGUCAGGCCAGUUUCUCCUAACAUCUCCCCUGCCAGCCGUCUGGGCCCCAGAGGGUGCUUCUGCCUCCACCCCCACACCCCCCGUUCCAAGCCAGCCGCCCAUCCUCCACUUUAGCCUUUCUCCUGAUCUGUGCCCCCAGAACCAGAGCCUUGCACAGUGCCUGGAACCCGCUUCUGGGACAAACCAGUGCUUCUCAUCCCUUCCCCCUUUCUUUGAUUCAGAUAAUGUUUAUGAAGUGCCUACUGUGUGCAAGUCAUACCAGGCACCUGUCCUUAAAGCCUCUCUGCGGUGAAGGAGGGGUGUCAUUCUGUGAGAAACACCUGGUCGAGUCAGAGCAAUAAAAGACAUACCCUUCCCUUCCCCAUCUUAAUAGAAGGUGUCUUUUCCAGAAAAAUCUUCCACAAAUCAGCACUUCUCAUUAUAAUGGAAUUUAUGAGUUUGGGGGGCAAGGGGCUAGUCAUUUACCACAGGAUCCCAUUUGGUAACUCUGGAUUUUUGGUGUUUGUUUCCCUGAAAGAGCUUUCCACAUGUGGAGCUACCAUAGUAGACCGUGUUUCCUUUAUACACCUGUGUGCACCUUGUGGCUGGCUCCAAGUAGCAAAUCCGAAAAUUGACUAGUUGCAGAUCUGGUCGAAGGUAUCGAGGUUUUCCCCAGGCAGAGACAAUGGCAGUCAUAAAUCUCAGGCACCAAGAAUUAGACCACUUAACCCAAAUCGAGCCCUUUGACCCAUCUACGGCCAGACCCCACCAGACACUCACAUCCUCUGAUAAGAGUUGCUGGGCUAAAUGGUUUUGUCUUGCAUUUUCUUCCUUCCCCUUCCCCAAUUACUCAUCCAAAGAAUCUGAUGCUGCCUGUCAGGUCAUCAUAGCCAUCAGUCCCGUAUCUUCCACCAGCAGCCCUUGACUGUCCCAUUAACUUAUAUGGUCACGUCCCCCGCUGCGCUGACUCCCUGCUGUAAAACAGUCUCUCCCUGUGAGACGCUGUCGAGUGCUCCUUAUCAAAGCUUAGAUGGCCUCUGCUCAUCAAUUUCUUACAGAGGUGCUUCCUGACAGCCAGGCUGGUCGGACAGGGAGUGUGGGGGAAUUAGAUGGUGAGUGAUAGCCGUUCGCAGCCAGUUACCUCAAAUCCACUUUUCACUGUGCAGCCCGCAAAUCAUGUAGAAAGCCCCCGGCAUUUAGGGCUGGAGUAUUGGACUCUCACGUUUUCUGCCGCAGUGCAAAGAACUGAGGAACAGUAGCACCUUCACAGGACCACGGCCAGAGAAAGCAGAAGAGGCCACGUGCAGAGCAACAGGGUGGCCUGGCCUGCUGUUCUUAGCUGGUCGUGCAAGGGAAAGCCUCAAGCAGGUCUCCUGGGUCCAACUGCCUCCACCUUGAGCGUCAGAUACGUCCCUGCCGGCCCCUCCUUCCUACGCCUCUUCAUUCCAGCCCUUCCUGUAGCCUCCCCUCCAGAGGCCUGUGGGAUUCCUCUGGACAAGUGCUUCUGAGAGGAAGUUUCUGGGCAGAUGGGGCUCUCCUUAGUGCUCCGUGGGUGGUCAUCCUAACAUCCCAUAUGAUUCUUGGGGACCGUUUGGUCCUGGGUGAAAGUCAGCUCUGGCUAAAGUUCAGUAGUGGACAGAGUGCCCUGCCUCUGUGAUCUAGGGGCAGAGUUAACAUAGUUUCUAGCAUCUAGAGUUCCUUACUGAGUUUAGAUCCUUCAAGGAGCCAGCAUUUACUAAAUGCACAACUCCAACCACACCAUCUGGGUCAUUCCAUCACUUCUUCUGAUGUUCAUGGUGUCACAAGGUCACAUAGCUGCAACCGAAGAUCUGGAACCUUGAAAAGUCACUGCAGAUUGCCUGUGAUGUUCCCAAACUCAUCCAUUCCAUUGGCAAGUCCAGUUGCCCCUUUGCACCUGAAGCUCUGUGCCCCUGAAGGGGGCAGCAAGGAGAGAGUAGGCUCAGGACUGAAGAAACCAUGUGACCUCCUCACCUUCCCCUGUGCCUCCACCAAGCAAGUUCUCGAUACAGCAGCUGAAUUGCGAUGCACAGAGACUUGGAAACCCCUUGAAAUGAAGAAAGAUUUUAAGUGGGCUUCAGCAUAUUGGAAGCUUGAAUAGGGUCCCCAAAUCCAUCUUGGCUCUAACCUUAACCUCACACUUACCAUCUGAGGGUGACCUGAGUGCGCCUCUCUUCCUUACUCAUGGGCUUUAAAAGUCCUAGCAAAGCUGAUGGGAUCCAAGACACAUUCAGUGGCGAUAGUGGCACCUGGACCAGGCCCUUUGUGUCAGCAAAGGUCUGCUUGACUUUCCAUGAGGAGCUCACUGGCCAACCCGCUCCUCGGAGAGGAGAGGACGGAAAGUCGUCCCCAAGUUUCCCCCGAUCACUGGCAUUUGGGUUUGCUGCUUGAGUCCUGCUGAUCCAGAGCCAUGUGCCCUCCAGUUGACCCCACUCCACAAGCACAGGCCCACAGCUGCCCUUGGGGUCUUGGCUGAAAGAGCAGGUGGAGGAGGACAUCAUCAUGGGAGCAUGGCCCUCACGUGGCCUUUCCUGAGUCCCCGUGGACCUUGUGUCAGCAGCAGCAGCCAGAGGCUCACCCACCACUGCCACCCGGGCUCCUCAGCAGGGACUCGAUCCUUUCAAAGAAAUGUUUUAAGAGAAAUUUGGCAUCUCCCCCAUGUGAACCAAGGGAAUAUUUGGGCAAGAAAAAAACAGACAGGGAAAUCCUUCUGAACAAAAUGGCUGUCUUUAUUUACUCUUUUUAAACAAAAACUUUCCAAACUUUUUAGUGUCAAAACUGUAACCAAGUGUCUCCCAGUUUUUUCCAAUGUGUUUGGCGAGUGCUGUGACCCUGUUGUCGGUAUUUCUCCUCCUGCCUCUCUUGGGGGAGAGGUGGUUUUAGGGAUUGGUUUGGAGGGAGCGAGUUUUCAUCCAAUCCCACCUCCUCUCUUGUUUCUCUGCUUGUCCAUGUCAUCUGUGUGGUUCAGAGAAUUGGGUUGGAUUCAUUGUGUCCAUUGUUGAGAUUAUUAAGAUAUUAAAAAGUAGUUGUAGAACUGAAAAAUUAAAGAGCUGUGUUUAAAAGAUGCAAACCAAUAUCACAUUAAUAAAGGAAUUCAAGCUAUGGAGCAGCCAGCCUCCUCCCCUGCUCCCGACCUGGGCAAGCGCAGUGGCCACAUCCAGGCUGGCAGCCACCUGGUGAGGGAGGCAGCGGGUGAAGAAGAGGAGCAGGAACCUGGGGCCCAGAGUCCAGUCGUGCCAGAGUUUGCCCACACAUCCUCAGGACCUCUGGUCAAGGUUUCCAGAUUGGUGACCCCUUAACCACCCUCACCCUACAUUGGUCCCAGCUCAGUGUGCCUAAUACCGUGUGGUCGCCUGGGCUUGGCUGGAGCCCCAUGCCUGGCAACAGCCCUGCACAGGCCAUAGAACCUCUUCCUGCCCACUUGGUGCUAUAUCAUCCAGUGACCCAUCCAAAAUGGGCCAAGCCCUGGCCAGCCUGGAGCCUGCAAUCCAGGGGAGAGAGUCCUACCCCAGCUUCUUCUGGCUUCAGUCCCUAGAUUCUUCCCCUGUGAGCUCUUUAGACCCCAGGUCUCCUGGGCCCAGCAAUGCCCUGGCCAGGAAAGCAAGUGACCCCUGCUGAAGCCAGAGUCCAUCCUGGGCCGGGGCGGCCCCCUCCCACACCACAGCAGUAUUGCCUUCGUCCCUGGGCAGUAGACCUGAGGGCAGUCCGCCAUCUGGGGGUCCUGCGAGCACAGUGGGCUCCAGGGGUCGCUCCCCUCGCUCCAAAAGGAGAGCCUCGCUUUAGUGAGGAGCUGAGGGCACUGGGGGCCGACUCUUCGUAGCUUGAGUUCCUUCUGGCGAUGGCAGCAGCCGCAAUGGUGGUGUCUUGAACAGACAUAUUGCUGCCUUCAAAUGUGUGUGCAACGGCCCGAGUUGUGUCACUGACAGGAUCGUGACAUUACAGAGAAAUUGUGUUAGAGUCAACUUUGCCUUGAUAAUUAUUGUAAACACUAUUCAUUUUUUUCUUUUUUAUUCACAAACUAAACCCAUCGGGAAAUUAUAAAGUUAUUUAAAAACUG
Molecule: messenger RNA, 8492 nt
Organism: Phacochoerus africanus (Common warthog)
Lineage: Eukaryota; Metazoa; Chordata; Mammalia; Artiodactyla; Suidae
Gene: ERC1
Product: ELKS/RAB6-interacting/CAST family member 1
Exons: 20
Coding region: 361-3732 (1123 amino acids)
Biological process (GO): regulation of synaptic plasticity; maintenance of presynaptic active zone structure; neuromuscular synaptic transmission
Cellular component (GO): cytoskeleton of presynaptic active zone
Molecular function (GO): structural constituent of presynaptic active zone
Source: RefSeq, a predicted model, not a curated record